GAAUUUCUGGCAACACUGGCCAUGUUUAGUUUAUGGCUGCGUAACAUUGCUAAAAUACAAAAUAAAACACAAAUUGGAACAAAAUGUAGUAUAAUUAAUCAACAAUUACGCCAGCUGCGUACUCUAAGAGCUGUACAAAAUGAAAUUCAAGUGGAGUCAACAGAGCAGUCGCUGCCACAGGAGCAACGGAAAAAAAGUCACAAAGAGAUUGCCCUCGACUUUGGCAAUCGGGAGGCGCACGUGCCAAGCUUCAAUCUUGCAGCCCAUGUGAACAAUUCAACGACGUUACAACAGUUUAUUAGCCUCGGCGUCGAUCUGCACAACAUUGAGCGGCGCAAAGGACUCGGGGAUUUUGUGCUGCGCCUUGACUUUGAGAAGGAUGUGAAGCCAUACUUAAGGUUCCUCGCAGAUCAAGGCGUUGCACCUGAUGACUUUGGCCGCUUGAUUACAAAGAAUCCGCUGCUGUUCAAAGAGGAUCUAGAUGCGUUGCAGACACGCAUGGAGUACCUGGAGAGCAAACGCUUCUCGGUGGAGGCACGUCAACGCAUUCUCACCCAGAAUCCAUAUUGGUUGAUGUUCUCGACACGUCGCAUUGAUCGUCGAUUGGGCUACUUUCAAAAGGAGUUUCUCUUGAGUGGUCAUGACAUUCGGCUGUUAGCCACAAAAGAGCCACGUCUAAUUACCUACAACAUGGAGCACCUGCGCAAAUCUGUGUUUACUCUGCGCGAAGAAAUGGGCUUCAGUUCCAAAGAGCUACAAACGCUGAUUGUGUACAAGCCGCGUCUGAUGAUGAUAUCUCCCGACGACAUCAUUGAACGCUUCAGUUAUAUUCACAAUGAGAUGGGUCUAAGCCAUAAGCAGAUUGUCCAAUGUUCCGAGCUAUUGGCUUCUCGUGAAUUUCGGCUGCGGGAGCGGCAUGAAUUUCUCAAAUUAUUGGGAAGGGCUCAAUACGAUCCACAGAAGGACUUAUAUGUUUCGCCCAGUGAUAUGGUGCUGGGAAAUAACUUUUAUUUUGUACGAAAUGUGGCCAAAAGUGAUUUGCAAACAUUUGAUUUAUUUUUGAAAACACGUUAAUAAAGUUGUUCCUUUAACAGUA
This is a messenger RNA of Drosophila sulfurigaster albostrigata, 1096 nucleotides long. RefSeq names its product transcription termination factor 3, mitochondrial (gene mTerf3). Gene Ontology annotation, biological process: mitochondrial ribosome assembly; regulation of DNA-templated transcription. Gene Ontology annotation, molecular function: double-stranded DNA binding. Bases 22 to 1074 code for a protein of 350 amino acids. The transcript is spliced from 2 exons. Lineage: Eukaryota; Metazoa; Arthropoda; Insecta; Diptera; Drosophilidae. The record is from RefSeq and is a predicted model, not a curated record. Gene Ontology annotation, cellular component: mitochondrion.